Molecule: messenger RNA, 4633 nt
Organism: Toxotes jaculatrix (banded archerfish)
Lineage: Eukaryota; Metazoa; Chordata; Actinopteri; Toxotidae
Product: protein phosphatase 1 regulatory subunit 15B-like
Exons: 2
Coding region: 778-2916 (712 amino acids)
Biological process (GO): response to endoplasmic reticulum stress
Cellular component (GO): protein phosphatase type 1 complex; endoplasmic reticulum
Molecular function (GO): protein phosphatase regulator activity
Source: RefSeq, a predicted model, not a curated record
AUGACGAGUCGCCGCAGACGGUCCCUGGACUUUCUGAUGAAAUCUCUCUGAACUGGCGGAAGCGACGCGGCCGUGAAAUCUUUACUUUAAAGGGGAAACCGAGAAACAAUUGAAACUGGAACCGGUGAAAAACAACUAGAACACGACAACGGACCUAACCGGUGGUGGUUUUGGGUCGAAUCUUUUGAAUUAAUCGUCGCUCUGUGGUUAACUAACCGUCAAGCUAGCUGCCUCUGCUAAGCUAACCUGCUAGCACCACCGGCUGCCGCUGAACGCAGACCUCCAGCCGCUGCCGCCGCCUUUUCACGGAGAUUAAACUCAGACAGAAUGGCUCUUGUUUCAUCUUCAGACUUGGAUUCGUCCUCGUAUCAUGACUCAAGCGUGUUCAGCCUUUCUCUCUGCUCCAGCUCCGUCUCUGUCUCCACCAAACUGUCCACAAGGAAGAAGUCCAACCACCACUCUCAGCAAAACGUCGACGCCGCGGAGCGCGCCAGGCUUAUGGACCAUAUUUCCUGGGUUCCCUCUCGCUGUGGUGAUCGGUAUGUCUGUCAGUCAGCGUAAAGACCGUGUUUCACAAGAAAGACUUGACGUGGUUAAACGAAAAGAGCCUGUAACUGCUCCUGUUAACUGGGACCUGUGGCUGUAGCCUUCCUCUGUAUGACAGCUGUCAAACUGAAGCUAACCCACCACUGAAGAGGACCUGGCUCUGUCGCCUUGUCACCAGUUUUUCAGUUAAUGUAAGAUAAUUUAUAUUUUGCACUUUUUUGGUUGAGUAAAAUGUUUAGAAAUAUGAGUGAUGAGGAACAUUUAUCCGGCGGGCAGAGCUCGUCUUCUCCGACCCGGCACGGAGUCACCUCUGCCGGGCUCGGGAGUCAGGAAAGCUCGUGGAUGGGCCUGUUGUCCGUGGUGUCCAGGCCCGCGCUGACAUUUCUGCAGAAAUAUCUCCCGGGUCGAUCCCGAAACCCGGCCCCGUCUGAUACAGGAGGCGGGUGGAUCGGUGCAGAUUUAAAGAGAAGUUUUGUUGACGAAGAAAGAGAGUUUUUAAGACAGCUGGACGACAUGAUGCCGCUCACGCAGCACGCGGCUCCACACCUGGCCUACCUGCGGUGUCAGCACGACGGAGCCGCCGGCCUGCUGGAGCGGAGUGACGGCUCCACUUUGCCCUGGCUGACCGCUGAUUCCCUGCGGGAAAUGGGGAUUCAGACCGCUGAAGAAAUUGACUUAAAACUCUGCCAGCAGACCCAAAUUGGAUAUUUGUCUUCUGCCAGGACUGUUUUCAGUCACGUACUGUUGAGUUUGGUGUCAUCUCAGGAAGUAAAACCCACUGCAGGGAAGGACUGGGUGACCCAGGCCGUGAACUCCACCACCAAGAGCGGCAGCAGUGUAAGCAGGACGUGGUGGGGCAGCCUUUGGGGAGGCGAGGAGAGCUCACAGAAAGGGCUGUUGUCAGGUUUGUCCUGGGCUGAGGAGGGGACGGUGACAGGCCGGCUUUGUUCACAAAAACUGGAGGCUGAGACAAAAGCCCCCGCUGCCCACACAGCCGAUGUGUUUGUCCAGAGCGGCGGCAGGGAAUCGACGCUGGGAGAAAACACUGGACAGGCUGACCACAAAGAGGACAAUGGAGGCCUUCACACAGUCCAGAACACAGACGGGUCCGCAGCAGACCACCGGCUCAGUAUCAGCAACCACCCGAGCAGUUCAGGAGCUGCUGCCGCCUCCGGUCAGGUGGCACUUCUGACCCCUGAUCAGGACAAUGGUUACUCCAGUCUGGAGGAGGAACAGUUCCAGAUGUGCCACCAGUACAUGGUGAAAGCCCUGAGUGGACAGCAGCCGGAGAGCGAUUCGCCUGAAAACUGUGCUCCUGUCAACACAGAGAUGGAGGAGGAGUCGCCUGAGGAGGGGGAGCCUACAUCAGGGAAGGUGGAGGAGGAAGAACACUCCGCUCCUCAGGAGGGUGCGUCUGCAGAGGCAACGGUGCCCUCCGCCCCCCAGUGCCAGAACAAAGCCAUCGCCUUCAUCAUGGGCUGUCCCUGCAGUGACGACGACAGCAGCCAAUCAGACAGGGAGUCCAGUGAUGAUGACGAUGGUUUUGACAGCGAGGGGUCAUCUGAUUUGUCCGAUUUGAGCGAUGAAGACGAUGAAGACGACGAUGAAGCCUCAGACUCAGACAGUGAGGCCGACUCGGAGGCGGAGCGCCUGUGGAGGUCUUUGUGCCGAAGUCUGGACCCCUACAACCCCCAAAACUUCACCGCACAGCUGCACACCAGCAGCACCCUGCCCAGGACCAUCCCCACCUCCACGCCACCGUCCUCCACCCAGUCCUCCCCUGCCUCCUCCCCUGACCUCACCCCUCUCCCUCUCUCCUCCUUCUCCCCCACCUCUUGCCCCGAUGUCUGGGAUGACUCGAACUCGGCCAGUGAGGUGGACGAAGCUGAAAACCUCCGCCUGUGGAGCUCCUUCAGCUGCACCUCAGACCCGUACAGCCCCUUUAACUUCCAGGCUCCGCUCAGGACUCGAGGGCCAGUCGAGGCUGCACCCAGGGCCAGGGCCAAGAAGGCCUCCCAGACCCCCCCCCACUCCCCUCACCAUAAAGCACCGGAGUACAGGAAGGAAGAGGCAGACGAGAGGCUGGACAGUGGCUUCUCUGAACCCUCCACCUCCUCCAGCUCCUCCUCCACCCAGAGCUGUGGAACAACCAAGAAGGUUCGUUUCUGUGAUAACGUGGAGGAGUUCUUCGCCAGCUGUGGUGAGGAGGAGGAGGACCGCCGGGGCCCCUGGGAGGAGCUGGCCCGGGACCGCUGCCGAUUCCUGCGACGCUGCAAGGAGGUGGAGCAGAGCAUCGCCUACUGCCUGCAGCCGCAGCACCGCAGCCUGGUCUACCGCCGCCUCGCCGUGCUCUACGUCCAGGAUGCCUGAGAACGGCCGUGUAAUUCAGCAUGUCUCAUACUGAGGACAUGAAAAGCAUGAACUCGGCAGGUGGACUGAGAGCUGCUGAACUCUUCACUGACUGUAGUGUGUCUCACGUGGCUCAGACUCAGACUGAGUCCACGUCUCCUCGUUUCUGCAGCUUCGUGUUUUGGAUUCAGUCGACUGAUUGAACCAGAUUCAGGGUAAAUUCAUGUGACUGAGUGAAAAACUCUUCUGUGAGGUGAAGUAUUAAGGUGUUAAUGGUGAGUUGAAGGGCUUAGCUCGUAGCUUCACUGUGAGGAAAAACCCUGUUCGAGCUGAAAGCCUUCGCUCAGAUCUGCCUGCAGCUCGUUGCAGUUUCAGUUUGUUCCUCUCAUGUAAUCAUGCAUUUUACAUGUGGACGUUCAUAUGUAGAAACCAGCUGCUGUUUCCAUCCAGAGUCAGAGUGAGAAAUCAGAGAUCAGCUGAUCAGAGGAAAGAAAACGAGUCCACGUCCACAAUCAGUUUAUUUUUCUAAUGUUGUCAUAAACCACAGGAUUCAUUCAGUCAGGAUUCACUCUCCACAGGUGCAGUCACUCAAACCAUCGGUGAUCUGUGACCAAUGACCAAUGAUCGGUGAUCUGUGAUCAAUGAUCAUUAAUCAGUGAUCAAUGAUCAUCGAUCAGUGAUUGUUUGAGUUUCACCUGAAUCCCACGUAUUAUUGUGUGUGAUGGAAACAGCACUCAGGUGUUAAACUGGUGAUUACCUGACAGUCAAACUGCAGCUGGGCUCUCUCCCAACACACUGAACUAACACCAGUUAACAGGCCCAGUCCAGACCUGCGGUGUGGAGGAUCCAGGUGUGGCGUCGCUGGGUUUCGUGUUUGUAUUUACAGCCAAAGCUUUUAGUUUCAAAGCCAAAGAUCUGAGGAGUGUGAGUGUUAGCGUCUGACAGCAGGGGGAGCUGAAGUGUUGAGCCUGCAUGAAUUUCUCUCUUUAAUGUAGAAGAUGUUCCUCUGACUGCUCAGACUCACUAAUCACUGAUUAAUCAAUCUGUUAGAGUAUUCAGCUUCUGAUCAGUGUGAAGGACAUCACUGUGGUAUUAUAGGAAAUGUCCCUUUAAUCAGUCGUCUCUGUUGAACUGAACGUCUCAGCAGGUGAAAGAUUCUCCUGCAGGAGUCCCAGCACCUCAGUCUGAGUUCACCUGAGACGUGUCUGAGCCCCAGAUCCAGAUCAGGUUCGUACCUUCACAGGUGUCGUCAGCGUGUCGUCAGGUGUCGCCGCCUCCAGGCGGCGCUCUGGUUGUUUCAGCUCACAGGAAGCUGCGUUUGUCCUGCUGUGGUCACUGAUGCAGGACGUUCAGUUCAACACAGACAUUUACCAAACCUCUAACCAGCCUCUGAAUCCCAGUCUGCACGGGGAGGGGGGAGGGGCACCGACAGGAAGUCUCCACCUGAUGUGAGUGACGUGAGGAGGAAACACCGAAAACCCGAUGAUCCACGACACCGUGUUAAAUUAACUGCUCCGUGUUUCUGUGACUAAUUAAAAAUCAGAGGAGCUUCACACUUUAAAACUCAAACACAGAAUCAGGAGGAAGAAACAGAAAUGACGGAGGAAUCUUUGGUGUUAUUUUAGUCAAAAAGCUUUUUAUUUUUCUAACGCUUCGUUUGGUGGGAAACUCAUUCUGCUUCAUCUCACAAUCAAAUAUCAAUAUUAAAUAUUCAAAUAAAAUCAAUAUUUAAUGAUCA